Messenger RNA from Capsella rubella, 1439 nucleotides. RefSeq names its product collagen alpha-1(XVIII) chain. NCBI's taxonomy places the organism in Eukaryota, Viridiplantae, Streptophyta, Magnoliopsida, Brassicales, Brassicaceae. The record is from RefSeq and is a predicted model, not a curated record. Bases 49 to 1275 code for a protein of 408 amino acids. The transcript has a single exon.
UAUAAAUAAAAAUGGAAAUAUGUGAAUGAAGAAGUAAAAGGCUUUUUGAUGUUUUGCUUCAUUGGUUGUCCUAAAAAAGACAUAAUAAAUGCUCUCUCUCUCUCUUUUAGUUUGAAGUCUCUCUACUCUCUCUACUCUCUCUACUCCACUCUCUCUCACUCACUCACUCUCUGCUUCAACACUAUCCUCGUCUCCAAACACUCUCCGAUCUCGGCAAUGGCCAAGCCUCACGGUCGUCGCCGUUCUUCCGGCCGAACAAAUCUAGCUUCUUGCGCCGUCGCCACCGUGUUCUUGCUAAUCCUACUCGUCGUCCUCCUUGUAGUUUACUUCACAGUCUUCAAACCGAAAGACCCCAAGAUCUCCGUUAAUGCCGUCCAACUGCCGUCGUUCGCCGUCUCCAACAACACAGCUAACUUCACCUUCUCUCAGUACGUCGCCAUUAGAAACCCCAACCGUGCCGUAUUCUCUCAUUACGACAGCUCUAUCCAGCUUCUUUACUCGGGUAAUCAAGUCGGGUUUAUGUUCAUACCCGCUGGUAAAAUUGAUUCGGGUCGGAUUCAAUACAUGGCCGCUACUUUCACCGUUCAAUCUUUCCCCAUUUCUCCUCCUUCCUCCUCCGCCAUUUCCACCGUUUCCGCCGCCGUUGUUCCAGAUUCUCCGGUAAUGCCCGGUCCUCCGGAUUUCACAGUAACUCCGAGAAACCCAGAUGCGCCGUUUUUACCGGGAAACCCGGAAACACCUGAUUUACCGGGAAACCCAGAAACGCCGGAUAUUCCUGGAAAUCCGGGUCCUCCGAGUUUUCCGAGGAAUCCAGGCUCGCCGCAGUUUCCAGGGAACCCAGGAGCUCCGGUUUUACCGAGGAAUCCAGGCUCGCCGGAGUUUCCAGGAAAUCCUCCGAUAAUUCCAGGUGCUCCGGCGUUUCCGAGGAACCCGAACCCACCGGUGCUCCCAGGGAAUCCAGGGUCGGGUAACCCGAGAAAUAUGGGUCCUCCGGGUUUUCCAGGAACCGGAGCUCCACCGGGUUUUCCAGGAACCGGAGCUCCGCCGGGAGGAUUCGGCGGGGGAGGGACGGGGCCAACACUAGGAGAUGGAUACGCAAAUCCGGGUUUCGGGUACGCGAAUAGGGUCGGGCCAACGAUGGAGAUAGAGUCGAAGAUGGAGUUAGCGGGUCGGGUGAAAGUACUGCACGUGUUCACACAUCACGUGGUUGCUAAAUCGGAUUGUCGGGUCACCGUCUCUAUUGCCGAUGGUUCCGUCUUAGGCUUCCAUUGCUAAUUUUUAUUUCUUUUUUUCUUUUCGGUUUCUUAAAAUCGUAUUUCCUCCUUUUCCACUAAUUUUUUGUUGUUGCUCCUUUUAAGUUUGAGGAAAUUAAUUAGAAUUGUAAAAAUUAUUAUUUUUCUCCUAAAAAAAAGAGUAAUUUAGUUCAUAAUUUUUGCUAA